AUGAACGCGGCACGCCCGACAUCGGGUCUCCUCUCGCGGUGCCUACGACAGUCCGCCCCGACAAGCUCCUCUGCCCCUUGCCGCUCCUUUCAGACGUCCGCCGCAAAGCUUAAGAAGAGUUCGAGCUCUCGAGCUGGCGAGCCGCAUCGACCCGAAGACUUGACCCUGCAGGGCCAGAUACGAAACGAUCCCUACCGCUUCGAGUACCUCGAGGACUUCGCGACCGUGCAGCCCGUCAUCGAUGCUAAGCCAAAACAGCCCAUCGUCCCACGGGAGGCUGAGUUCCUCGGCAAGAAGGAGUGGGUGGACAAGUACAUCGACACACUCGCCGACCAUGCCGAGACCAAGAUGCAGGAUACCAUCCGGCAAGGCCGUUGCGCGGGCACUGCGCAAGACGAAAGUACAUCAUCGAGGAGUCGGACGAUGGGCUCUGGGCGAGCGCUCAAGCCGAGGCGCAAGGCGAAUCCCAACGCCGUGAUCCCGGGCGAGGAGUGGUGGGACAAGAUUGAUGAGACGUUCUACGAGGAACUCGAGGCAGAGUUUGAGAAAGAUGCCAGCCCGCUUGUGGAGACGGACAGGCUCAAGGUGUGGAAGGCGAUCGACAACGAGGUCGGCAGCUCAGCGUUGGCACCCGAGCUGGGCAAAGUUGAGGGCGUGAAGGGCCAGUACAAAGACGUCGAGGACCCCGAGGAUCAGGGUCUCGACUCCUCUGGCCAGUACGGAGACGUUAAAAAGGCGUUGAACUUUAAGAUGAAGGAGGUUCUCAGCAUCCUGACCAAGAAGCUGGUUUCUCGCGCUGUCUCUAACCAGACGCGUCUCGGCAAGAUCCGGAGCUACAGCGUCAUGGUCGUGGCUGGCAAUUCGAACGGCCGACUGGGAUUGGGCAUGGCCAAGUCCACGGAUGCUCUGAUCGCUUCCACCACUGCCCGGCUUUUGGCCCUGCGCAACAUGAGGCCUAUCCGGCGGUACGAGAACCGCACCAUCUUCGGCACGGUGGAGAAGAAGAUUUCCGGCACAGUCGUGAAGCUCGAGGCCCGUCCUCCUGGAUUCGGCCUCCGUGUGUCGCAUCGUCUCUUCGAGAUGGCUCGGCUUGCUGGCAUUCACGACCUGGCGGGCAACAUUCCGCGAUCCAAAAAUCCCAUGAACACCGUCAAGGCGGCGUUCGAGGCGUUGACGAACCAGCCCGACCCGGAGCAGAUCGCCAUCGGGCGGGGGAAGAAGCUGGUGGAUGUGAGAAAGGUCUACUACGGUGGAUCUGUGUAUUAA
Messenger RNA from Verticillium alfalfae VaMs.102, 1266 nucleotides. RefSeq names its product 37S ribosomal protein S5. Lineage: Eukaryota; Fungi; Ascomycota; Sordariomycetes; Glomerellales; Plectosphaerellaceae. Gene Ontology annotation, cellular component: ribosome. Gene Ontology annotation, biological process: translation. The coding region runs from base 1 to 1266 and encodes 421 amino acids. The transcript is spliced from 4 exons. The record is from RefSeq and is a predicted model, not a curated record. Gene Ontology annotation, molecular function: structural constituent of ribosome; RNA binding.